Molecule: messenger RNA, 468 nt
Organism: Filobasidium floriforme
Lineage: Eukaryota; Fungi; Basidiomycota; Tremellomycetes; Filobasidiales; Filobasidiaceae
Product: Tim10/DDP family zinc finger-domain-containing protein
Exons: 2
Coding region: 1-468 (155 amino acids)
Source: RefSeq, a predicted model, not a curated record
AUGGGCAACGAGCAAGAUCCUGAAUUCGUAACGAGCUGGAACUCAUAUGAACGUCCCGGCAACAGCCUCUUCAAGCCCUGUCAUACUCGACAUCAGCUCGAUAGAUACUCACAAGAUGGCAUCCAACCAGCAACCGGUGUUCGACGAGCCCACCCAGGCGAGUCCCGCUCGUCCUCAGCCGCAACAAUAUUCGCGACCAAAUAUCUGAUCGCUCGGGCUUGUAUUCAUGUUCGGCAAAAACAGCGAGAGCUCGCUACCUUCCUGGAGCAGGAGCAGGCAAAGGCCAAGAUGCAAUCUUCCAUCCACGAUCUGACUGAUCGAUGUUGGAACACCUGCAUCACCGGUUCGAUCGGGUCGAAAUUCAGCCGAGGAGAAGCUUCGUGUCUCGAAAACUGUGUGGACAGGUUCCUCGAUUCGUCGCUAUUCAUCGUCAAGCAGAUCGAGCAGCAGAAGGGGGGCAUGCACUAG